GAAAGGCUGUUGAGCUCACCAAGUAUUCGGGAAGGAUCCCUUGUGCUCAAACUACCCUUUUCUCCUCGCAAUUACGUUUGCAGUUUUAUGGACAGGAUACAAGUUUAAGAAGAGACUCGUCUUCGCAGAGGGGGUAGACAUCGAUUAAGGCAAAGCCAUGCAUCCUGGUGGGCCUGGGAUGGACGACGAGGAAGUGGUGGUAGAUACCGGGGCCAAACACGCCAAACCUCUUCCGCUUGAACGAGAAAUCACUCGUCGUCGUAAUGACAUCUUCGUCGGUGUGCACAUGCCCCUUGAGUCGAAGACUAAAGGCCACAGUACCAAACAGAAAAAAGGGUCGGAAACGGUCGGCAGAGACCCCAAACCUACAACAACACCAAAUGGAUUGGGUCCUACUCAUCAGGCAUUGUAUGACGGUGAAACGGCUGCACAGCGAGUCAAGUUUUUACUCGGUGAGGAGGGCGAGAGGUUGGGUGGGGAGAGUCACGAUCUCUUCUCUGAGCUCGAGGAACUGUUCUAUGAUGAAGAAGGCAAGCUGCUGGAAUGGAAGGAGACAGCCAGAUGGGUGAAAUAUGAAGAGGAUGUGGAUUAUGGAGCCGGGCGUUGGAGUAAGCCCCACGUUGCUACUCUGUCGCUGCAUAGUCUGUUUGAGCUGAAGAGGUUACUUCAUGGUGGGACAGUGCUUUUGGAUAUGAACGCAGACAAUCUUUGGACUAUCUCCGAUCUGGUCAUAGACAACAUGAUUGCAACGGGUCAGUUAGAGGAUGAAAACAGACCGUACGUGAAGGAAGCACUGAUAAGGAAACAUCGUCAUCACUUGCAGAAAAGGUCUAAGGAAGAGAAACAAAUGGAAAAACAAGCUGGGAGAGGAAGGCGAAGGAGCAGUUUGUAUCCCGGAAUCGAUCGAAGUCAAUCAACUGGAGGAAAUCAGAAUAUCAGUAUGGAACAAGCUGCCACUUCUGAGGGUCUCCUAUCAAAGAAACAUAGCUCUGCUUCAAAUCUCGAAAAGAUGCGUCGUAACAACAGCCAAGGGUCAAUUGGAAGACUGGAAACAUCCGAUAGUCUGGAGCAAAUCCAGAAAGAUAGCAAGUUCUUAAAAAAAAUCCCGCCCGGGGCAGAGGCUUCCAAUAUUUUGGUUGGCGAAGUAGACUUCUUGACGAAGCCGAUUGUUGCUUUUGUCCGUUUGGCCAACGGCGUUGUGCUGCCAGACAUGACCGAGGUGCCAAUCCCGUCCAGAUUUCUAUUCUUACUCCUUGGUCCGCCCACAGGAGAUACUGUCAAGUAUCGAGAGAUUGGACGUUGCAUGGCGACCCUCUUCUCCGAUGAGGUGUUCCAUGAUGUAGCCUACAGGGCAAGGGAUCGGAAUGACUUACUUGCUGGAAUCGAUGAAUUCAUGGACCAGGUCACCGUUCUUCCUCCAGGGAGUUGGGAUCCAAGCAUACGCAUUGAGCCGCCGAAGUCUACGCCGUCACAGGAAAAAAGACGCCAGUCAGAACACUUUGUUCACCCUAUACCUCUCAGCAUUCACUUGGAAGACGAUGCUAAAUUUGAACUUGAGCGGACAGGAAGGCUCUUUGGUGGACUGAUAAAUGAUGUGAAGACGAAGCUGCCGUUCUAUGUGAGUGAUUUCACCGACGCACUCAAUAUACAGUGCGUGGCCUCAUUCAUCUUUAUGUACAUUGCUUGCAUCACACCCAUCAUCACGUUCGGUGGGCUGCUUGGAGGAGCAACUAAUGACUACAUCGCAGCAUUUGAGAGUUUGAUUGGCGGAGCUAUUUGCGGUGUCAUUUACCAUCUCUUCUCUGGCCAGCCAUUAACCAUUAUUGGAAGCACCGGACCUAUUUUGAUAUUUGAGACAAUCAUGUUCCAGCUGUGCACAUCGUUAGGAUUGAACUAUUUGUCCUUCCGAGUGUGGAUUGGGUUCUGGACCUGUAUCAUCUGCAUCAUCUUGGUAGCGACCGACUUCAGCGCCUAUGUGCGCUACAUCACUCGUUUCACGGAGGAGGCGUUCGCUGCGCUGAUAGCGUUUAUCUUCAUCGUGGAAGCCAUCGAGAAUCUGAUCGAGAUAAGCCACGAAUACCCGCUCCAAACUCACCCUGGCUCCCAUCAUGUAAUUAUGAACGACACAGACUCUGACUGCAUGUGUAUCCCGCCUAAUGAUACUUCUUUUGAUUUACUGGCCUCGGACUGGGCUGAUGUUCCCAUGGAAGAUUGCGAAAGCUUAAACGGCACUAUCGUAGGGGAUUCGUGUGAUCACCACCACCCUGUGCCUGAUGUGUUCUUGUUCUGCGUCAUUCUCUUCUGUGGCACGUUUGUCUUGUCUUACGCGCUGAAGACCUUCAAGUUCACCACUUUCUUCCCGACUCGGAUACGGUACCUCAUCAGUAACUUUGGAGUGUUCUUUGCUUUCAUCUCCAUGACCUUGUUUGACAUCCUUGUAGGACUCCCGACGCCUAAAUUGACCGUCCCAAACCAGUUUCAGCCCACUCGAGAUGACCGAGGUUGGAUAGUUCCAUUGUUCGUCAAUCCCUGGUGGACGUAUUUUGCUGCCAUCAUUCCAGCACUCCUGUGUGGAAUCCUGAUAUUUAUGGAUCAACAGAUCACUGCAGUCAUUGUAAACAGACGCGAAAAUAAACUCAAGAAAGGCUUCGGCUACCACUUGGACUUGUUCGUCGUCGGUUUGCUACUUUUCCUGAUGUCAAUCUUGGGAAUGCCGUGGUUUGUGGCCGCAACUGUGCUAUCUAUCAACCAUGUAGACAGCCUGCGUGUCAUGUCAAAAACUGUUAUCCCUGGCGAACCGCCAAAAGUUGAAGGCUGUCUGGAACAGCGUGUAACUGGAUUACUGGUCUUCAUUAUGAUGGGUGUGUCAAGUCUGAUGACAGGAAUACUCAGGUUUAUUCCGAUGCCAGUGCUAUAUGGAGUGUUCCUUUACAUGGGAAUUUCUUCGUUACGAGGAGUGCAGUUUGUCGAUCGGUUGCUUCUGUACCUAAUGCCUGCCAAACACCAACCAGACCACAUUUACCUCCGGCAUGUGAAGCUAUGGAAGGUUCACCUGUUCACUGCCAUCCAGGCAAUAUGCCUAGCUAUUCUUUGGAUCAUCAAAACGUCCAAAGGUGCUAUCGUCUUUCCAAUCAUGGUGCUGGCUAUUGUGAUCGUUCGAAAAGGCCUGGAUUACAUCUUUACUCAAGCCGAGCUGAGUUUUCUAGAUGAUGUCAUACCAGAGAGCCAGAAGACACAAAAGGAAAAUGAGGAUAAGAAAAUGAAGGAGGAAAUUGAGGAGGAAACGAGAGCCCGGUCUGGUACCCUUACAGUAGCCCUUGAAAGUGGCCAAAUGCUCAGCAUUCCUGCCGGCAGAGUGACCUUUAGUCUUGCGGGCAGAGACCAGGAAGAAGAAGCUAUCCUGAGAGAGCCUGGCAUGGGAACGGCGCAGGCGUUGCGCAACCUGUCAGGUAGUUCACAGCCGCGCAGCAGACUCAGAGCACCAAGCAACCUGUCGGCAGGCGGAGAGGAUAAAGGACACGAUACCCAUAUUGAUAUUCCACCAGAGAAGGGCGGAUAUGGAACACCUGAUCAUCACGAACUAGACACGCGCUUUUGAAAGUUUUAAAUUCUUUUUCAGUAUUGAAUUUAAACAGGUGAUAGAUACAUGAGGAAUUAAAAGUCCAGUUCCUACAAAGACUUACGUGUAUGUUAUUUUCGUUAUAAGCGUUAAACCUAUCUCAACUCAGUCAUUGCUUGUAGUUGUAGAGACGUGAUAUAACUAAGCUUAUUAAGAAAAUGCUCAGUGUGACAUGAGUUUUGGAUUUCUAAGAAUGAUAUAAUUAUUUUGGAGGUAUUAAUUUCAAGUAUGAAAAAUUCCUUUCCUUGAGACAAUAUGCUGCCAGGGUAGUUCUGUACUGCGUAAGCGAGCAGUUUGAAACUUUCAGGGAAGGCAAUGCCUCGCUUUUUGGAUAAGUUCAAGAUUGCCCCAAAACCCUGAAAAGUUCAUUUUGGAGGGUUGAGGACUAUUGCUUGAACAGGUGUUUUGUUGAAAUGGACGGCAAAGUCUUUGUGAGUAAAAAAGGUUGUGAAAUUAAGGUUAGUUCUAAGAGGAUCACAAUAAAGGCUAACAAUAAUUUAGGUCAAAUGUAUGCCGUUUUCAUGCUGCUGAAACUUGCUGAGCAAGUUGUUACGCAAAUCUGAUAAGCAUAAUUUAGGCCCUCGAACUUGUCAAGAUUGAAGUCUUCAACUAAAGAGUACAUAAAUAACAAUGACAAUGAACUUUACAGGUAAAGAUUAUGUUUCUUCUACAAAACAGUGUUCAAUAUUUCAUCUUUUCUCAUCACUGAAAAAUUACGAAUGAGAUGGUAUUUUUCUACUGAUAAUUAAGUUGUUAAGAGUUACAUUUGAAUUCCGUAUGAUCUGAGCCAUCAACCGAUUCCCCAAGACCAACGCCAAGUGAAGGCGCUCUUGUUCUUUUUUAUUUCAACUAUACGGUAGUUCUUCAUCAUUUAUAGUUUAACACAUUUUUAAUGGAGUAAUAAGGCAUUAUUUUAAGUAUGACCUAUGUAUCUAAGUGUUAACUUGAAAGGUCGAAAGAUGCAUGAAAAGUUCAGUCGACUUUUAAAAGACUUUCUGAAAGAUGCAUGUUCAGGUAUUUUUAGAUUCAACCUAAUUAUGUUAAAAAAAUAUGAAAUGAAUGUUUCAGCACAGGGCAUGCAAUGAAAGUUAUUCCCAAGUUAAUAAAUUCAGAUUAAUACUGGUAACUAAACUUAUUCUAGGCUAUCUAUCUUUCGGGUAUAGUUUCAGCCUUUGAAGCGUACUACAAAACUGACUUUUGCCAAGCUUAUGUUAAAAUCUCCCAAACAGUUUUUAUGUAAUAAGUAGCUUGAUAAUCGUCAAGUGCAAUCCUAUUAUUUUGAUUUACGUUAUUUGAAAAAGAAUAUAUUUGAAUGUUCUUUUUCACAUAAUGAAAAGGCCUUUUAAUAUAACAGUGAUUUCUGAAUGACGUAAUAACAGGUUUUUGGUAUUCCAGGUCUUCAAAAAGAGAAUCGUUUAAUAAGAGAGGUAAUAAAAUUAUUUUUAAAAGUCUACAAUUUUUGCUUUUUGUUCAGAGAAGCAGUUUGGAUAGGUUUCAAGAGAUGAGUGUCGGCCUUGAAAAGGGGCUCUCAUGAUCAUAUGGAGCUUUAACAGAACCUUUGUAGGACAUCUUUAGAUAAUUUCAGUAUGUUCAGAGAGAGCGUUUGGGAACAGAUGGGUUUGGUACUUCUGACCAAACUAAAAUUGAAGCCACAAGAACAUCUUUACGCUCCCUUUGUCAGACGAGGUACGUGUGAUAAAUGGUCUUGGAUCAAGAUGUUGCUGAAGGUUCGUGACAACUUUAACUGUCACCGUAACAGUGUUCGAUAUUUCGAAAUGCGGUUAAAAAUAUAAACGCUGUCGCACCAACGUCUUCAUUGGUGUCAAUAUGACAGUCCGUAACAAGGGCAUUUCAAGGCGCACCUGCUACUACAGGGAAAGUCCGCACACUCUUGAUCCAGCUCAGUGCUCACAACGAAAAAACAAGGAAAAUGGCUAGACUAGCUUCAGAGAACGGGUUUUGUGCAUUGGGGUUGAUGUACUCAUCGAUGCUACACAAGAAAAUUGUACAUUUACAAAGCUUGGUCACUGUUUCUGUUGUAAUACAAACCUAGAGUUGUAACGAGUCACUGAUUUUUGUGACUCGAGUUGAGACAAGAAGUCAUUGUUAAGUAGUGACUCGAGUCGAGUCAUGAGGCAAAAAAAGUUGAGUCGAGCCGGGUCAAGUAUUUAGCUCGAGUCAAUGAUAAUGUCGGGGUUUACAUGCAGUCACAUCAUAUCUUACUCUUUCUGAUAACACAUUAAAAUAUUAAACAGG
Molecule: messenger RNA, 5875 nt
Organism: Acanthaster planci (crown-of-thorns starfish)
Lineage: Eukaryota; Metazoa; Echinodermata; Asteroidea; Valvatida; Acanthasteridae
Product: electroneutral sodium bicarbonate exchanger 1-like
Biological process (GO): regulation of intracellular pH; bicarbonate transport; monoatomic anion transport
Cellular component (GO): plasma membrane
Molecular function (GO): monoatomic anion transmembrane transporter activity; sodium:bicarbonate symporter activity; solute:inorganic anion antiporter activity
Source: RefSeq, a predicted model, not a curated record